Acanthopagrus latus (yellowfin seabream) is the source of this 4005-nucleotide messenger RNA. Its product is annotated as RNA-binding protein 24. Gene Ontology annotation, cellular component: cytosol. Gene Ontology annotation, molecular function: mRNA 3'-UTR binding. NCBI's taxonomy places the organism in Eukaryota, Metazoa, Chordata, Actinopteri, Spariformes, Sparidae. The transcript is spliced from 8 exons. The record is from RefSeq and is a predicted model, not a curated record. Bases 434 to 1648 code for a protein of 404 amino acids.
CUAAUUUACAUUUGGGGAAUUUAGUAGACACUUUUGCAGAUAUAAUAAAAUAUACUAGAGUUGGGGCAUGUGUAGGGAGGGGGGUCUGGCCUCAGCAUGACCUCUUGGCUACAUUCUUUGUGUUUGACAGUCCUUUUAAUGACCUGAUAAGAGACUGAAGGCCACAGUGUCAGUAACACAUCUGGUCACGGUGUUUUGUUGUGUCCUGCCUCUUGACACCCGCAGCUUGUUCCUGGGUGUCACCUCUUUAACCGGGUCACAUUUAUUGUAGCAACGGCCGUUAGCAACGCAACGGGUCCAUGGAGACAUGUCCGUCUGAAGGAAUGCGAGGCGACACGGGUCAGAUGACAGAGAUAAAACACACCGAGGUGUAAUCAAAGCAGACAUUUAUCACCUUUAUGGACUUAUUUCACACCGUAGCCGUCAGGUGAAUAUGGGAUGCGGCAGCUCUGUAAACGCGGUCCAACCGUUGGGACCGGAAGAGGUGAAGGAGGACGAGGAUGAGACGGGAAGCAAACUGGAUGGUCGCGGCGACUCGGCCGUGUCAAAGGGCACCGCGGACAGCGGGGUGGUGAUGGAGGAGAACAGGGAGCUCCCUGUCUUACCUGGAGCGCUGCCCAGAAAACUUCCUCCCCUCUCUCGCGUCGGAGAAAGUGAGGCAGACAGAGUUGCAGAAGACGGCCUGCGCCAGCACUCCAGUAAGAUCCUGGAGGAGCUGCUGAACGAGGGCAUCAUACCAGUGGGGCAGAGGGGCAGUGCUGCUGGAGAGGCCUACAGCAUCAUGCUGGAUGACAGAGAGGGAGUCAGGCGAAGACCUCCGGCACGACUGGAGUCCCUGAAGGCCGAUAAGAUGCAAAGUCUCCCCAGCAGAGAAAAGAUUGAGGAGAAGAUACGACUUGUUGAGGAGAGACGCAAGUUAAGGGAAGACGAGCUCAAGUCGCGUUUGAGGGCAAAGUCGGCCCGUUUUCGUAGCCCCGCCCGCGCCUCCGGCACACAGGAGACUGAGGACGCGGCCGUCACCCCCGUGGGGCCGAUGCAGCACCCUCUCACCCCGGACCGCCCGGAUCCGCCGCCUCGCAGCCAGGUUGUACGGGAGGAGGCCGAGGGCGGCGAGCAGGUGACGAUGGCGGACCGCUCGGCCGCGGACCGAGCCUGCAAGGACCCCAACCCAAUCAUCGACGGCAGGAAGGCCAACGUCAACCUGGCCUACCUGGGGGCCAAGCCUCGGGUGAUGCAGCCAGGCUUUACCUUUGGCGUUCCCCAGAUUCAUCCUGCGUUCAUCCAGAGGCCUUAUGGCAUCCCAGCGCACUACGUGUACCCUCAGGCCUUCGUACAGCCUAGUGUGGUCAUCCCUCAUGUGCAGCCUGCAGCCACUGCACCUGCCACUGCUUCCUCCCCCUACAUCGACUACACCGGAGCUGCCUACGCGCAGUACUCUGCAGCCGCAGCCAGCGCCGCCGCCGCCGCUGCGUACGAGCAAUAUCCCUACGCUGCAUCCCCCGCCGCCGCAGGCUAUGUGGCGACCGCCGGCUAUGGCUAUGCAGUCCAGCAGCCUUUAGCCACCGCUGCCCCGGGCUCAGCCGCAGCCGCAGCCGCAGCCUUCGGUCAGUACCAGCCUCAGCAGCUGCAAGCUGACCGCAUGCAAUAGCAGCCACUGCAACCACUGGACAUGCAGAGCGAGGAGGGCCGCCCCCGGCCACAGCUGAUUGGUCACGAGAGGGAGCAGCGGAGGAAACGGAAGAGGGAGUGGCCUUAAGGGUGGGCGUGUCAUCGACUCAGAGGCAGAGUUGCUUUAAAAGGUGAUGAUGAUGAUGAUGGUGGUGGUGAUGGUGGUGGUAGUGAUGAUGAUGGUGAGGUGGAAACUUUUUACAGUAACUUUCCAACUUGCUGUGCUUCAACCAAAAAACGAGAAAAAUGAAAAAAAGUCGCAGAACAAAUAAUGGAAAGUGAUUUAUGAUUAUUAUUGUUGUUAUUACUAUAAUUAUUAUUAUCAUUACUAUUAUCAUUGUAGUAGAGUACUUAUUUCUAGAGAAGAAAUGCAGGAACUAAUCCCUGUGGUUGGUAUAGGUGUUGAACUAAGCCUUUAAGUCCUAUUGCUGUCUUUAACGUUAGUUUAGGAAACUGUUCUCUUUUUUUUUCCACUUGUGGUUUUUUCACAAGUGUUUUCAGUGAUUUGAUGCCCUCAUAACAUUUAUAUUUAUUAUUGUUAUCGUUACACAUUGGGGGCUCAUCUUGUUCUUUUUUUGUCUUUUCAAGUGCAUUUUUUGGAGUUAAUAUUUUCUGAUAAUCAGGGAAAUGGAACCGUUUCCAACGUGUUGGCUAUUAUUAUGUGACCACUGUCAGGAAGUCGAAGAGUCGUAACUCGUCGUGUCACACAUAUUUGAAGAACUACCUUUUUAUCUUCCUGAUGCUGAAUGUCCCUUUUUUUUUUUUUUUUUUUUACUCUGUGUCUCGACCUCUUGACCUAUGCAAAGCGAACAAAUCACCAGGAGACAAAACAACAAAGAAAAGAAACAAAAAACUGAAAAUGUCAUCAACUCUGACUUGAUUCUUGGACUAAAGAGGGACUUGGCAAACAAAACAAACGCACUGACAAAAGGAGAGAGGUUGAGCGUGGCUUCAGACAAUGAGAAACAGUAAAUCAGUUGCUUUUUCCACAUGUUUCACUCACACACGUACACCGUACACAUGCAUCCAGAGUUGCACACAUAGCAGUCACAAAGGCAGCACAGUUGUGUUUCUCUGUGGCUCUGGGAUGGAGAGAAAGGAAAAGAGAAAGAAAGAAAGAAAGAAAGAGAGAGAGAAAGAGGGAGAGAGAGCAGCUGCUGGUGGGGGUGGACAGAGCCGCUCCAGCGCCACACAGACAGAUCACUCUGGAAAGAACGCAUCACUUGUGCUCGUUUGUUGAGCUGUCACAUUUUAAUCCCCGGCCGGGCCCAUUUGGGAACCAACUUCACACCCCUCUACCCGACACAGAGCCCCACAGCAGAGCCCCCCCAGCCCCCCCCCAGUCAUUCAGCCCUGCAGCUGUCAGCACUUCCACCUCUGUGCUGCUGUAGUCUGGUGUCAGGUACACACUCGCAAACACACACACACACACACUCACACACACACACGCUCACAUUUUCACCAAAGCCACCCCAACAACUGGCCUGCCUCAUGUCUGUCAAGAACACCAGGUGGGGUGGAGAGGACGGGGGUCUGACUCUUUGACGUUAUGUUGGUCUGUGUGCCUUACAUUUUUACUGCUAUUUAAGAGAGAAGAAAAAAAAAAGCUGAAAAAAAAAGAGAGAGAAAUACUAUUUAAGAUAUUUAUUUUUGAGGGUUGACUAUGUUGACGCUCUGAGAGUAGAGACUUAGCGGCGGUACUGUAUUAAUAUCAUGUACUCAUCUCAAGGCAUAUAUAAGUUAUUGAUUAGUUUUAGUAAUAAUAUUAUUAUAAUUAUUAUUAUUAACAUACUCAACCAAAAAUGUUGAUGUAGGAGUUAUUUAAGAUACUGUUAUGUGCACUGUACUUUUAUUUUGUUUUUUUUUUGUUUUUUUUUUUUUGAUUCUUUAAAACAAGACAUUACAUAUUAGCUUAAUGCCUUUAUGCCUUUUGUAGGGAAGAAACUUUAUUUAAAUGCAGGCCUGUUUGCAUGCAUAUCGUACUCUGCCUCUUCUGUGUUUAGAUGAGAGGAAAAAAAAUAAUAAGAAUUUUCACAAAAAACAAGCGAAAAUGCUGCUUUCUCCACUAGAAUGUAUAGUCGUUGUCGAGGUUUCAGUAGCUGUGCUUCUUUUGCUUAAUAUUCAUCAGAUGGGCUAUUUUACACUGUUGGGAAUUUUUAUACUUGAACUAUUUCUUACAAGGGAAAUAUGAAAAAAUAAAUGACAAAAAAACUUUUUAAGGAAGCUUUUCCAUUGUCACUGGAUGAAGGCAUGUAAAGUGUUAUUAUUUAAAUGCAAAGGUCCUGUUGAUAUUAAAACCUUUACUUCAGAAUUUCAUCACCAUUUACUCAAAAAUUG